CUCGGCGACGCCGCAUGCUUCGCCUUCGGCAAGGUCGUCUUCGCCGCCGCCGACCUGGUCGCCGGCUGGUUGAUCGAGCGGGUCUUGACGAUGCGGGCGGGGCCGUCUGGGGUUGCCGGCCGAGGCGGCAUGCACCCCGCCAUGGCGAGGAGGUUCGCGGCUGUGUGGCUGCUCAACCCCAUGGUCGCGACGAUCAGCACGAGGGGCAGCUCCGAGGGCUUGCUCGGAGUCCUGGUGGUUGCUCUAUUGUGGGCUGUUCUCUCUCGGAGGAUUACCUUGGCAGGACUCAUUCUGGGCUUUGGAGUGCAUUUCAAGAUCUACCCUUUUAUCUACGCUCCGGCUAUAGUCUGGUGGAUGGAUGACGAGAAGCUGGGAAGCCGCUCGCCGGCGAAGAAGGCAACAAAACGAAACGAGAUCAAGACCAAGGAUGGAAGGGCAACUGCCCCCUCGACGAUGACUCAACUCAUGGCAUUCCUGACUCCGGCAAGGAUCCAGCUCGCUGUGGCCAGCUUGGGCACCUUCUUGGGGCUCAACAUUCUCAUGUUUUCACUCUACGGAACCCCCUUCGUGACGCACACCUACCUCCACCACGUCACGCGCAUCGAUCACCGACACAACUUCAGUCCCUACAACACGCAGCUCUACCUGACCUCGGCCUUCCCGUCGUCGUCCCCGCUGCGCCUCGAAUCUCUGGCCUUCAUCCCGCAACUCCUGCUCUCUUGCGUGCUCAUCCCGCUGGCCACGGCCAAGAAGGACCUGCCGGCCUCGAUGCUCGCUCAGACCUUCGCCUUUGUCACCUUCAACAAGGUGUGCACCAGCCAGUAUUUCCUCUGGUACAUGGUCUUCCUCCCGCUGUACCUCCCCGGCUCCUCCUUCCUGCGCGGCCGCGCCCUCGGCCCUGCCGCGCUGGCCCUCUGGGUCGUGGGCCAGGGCCUGUGGCUGCAGCAGGGGUUCGGGCUCGAGUUCCUUGGCCGGAGCACCUUCCUGCCGGGCCUGUGGCUGUCCUCGCUGGCCUUCUUCCUGGUCAACUGCUGGGUGCUCGGGGUCAUCGUCGGGGAUGUCGUGCGCAGGGUGUGACGAGGACGGUGCUGGAGUGCUGGUGGUGGUGGUGGGGUGAGGGGAGAGGAUGGAGAAAAAGGGGGAAUGGAGUUGUCAUGUGUCACUUGGUAACGGUGGCGUCUAGUCGGUUAGAAUUCAAUGGCGAGUUCAUUGGACCUCUUGAUAACAUUCCUCGUGGCUGCCUGUCUGCCUCCGUAAUUCUCCACGAACCUUGCAGUUUCUCGUCUAGAAAACAUAUAAC
Molecule: messenger RNA, 1300 nt
Organism: Phialemonium atrogriseum
Lineage: Eukaryota; Fungi; Ascomycota; Sordariomycetes; Cephalothecales; Cephalothecaceae
Product: mannosyltransferase
Exons: 3
Coding region: 91-1077 (328 amino acids)
Biological process (GO): GPI anchor biosynthetic process
Cellular component (GO): membrane; glycosylphosphatidylinositol-mannosyltransferase I complex
Molecular function (GO): alpha-1,4-mannosyltransferase activity; GPI mannosyltransferase activity
Source: RefSeq, a predicted model, not a curated record